Molecule: messenger RNA, 2282 nt
Organism: Thermothelomyces thermophilus ATCC 42464
Lineage: Eukaryota; Fungi; Ascomycota; Sordariomycetes; Sordariales; Chaetomiaceae
Exons: 7
Coding region: 314-919 (201 amino acids)
Biological process (GO): establishment or maintenance of cell polarity; small GTPase-mediated signal transduction; actin filament organization
Cellular component (GO): cell cortex; cell projection; cytoskeleton
Molecular function (GO): GTP binding; protein kinase binding; GTPase activity
Source: RefSeq, a predicted model, not a curated record
GCAGUCGGCGACAGCGCCUCAUUCUGUUCAUUGUGUUGCAGUUUGCAUUUCGCCUCCUUCGUCCUGAGUGUCGGCAUAAGUUGGUAUAUACCCUUGCACCUCGCCGUCGACCGGACCGCUACAUUAGAGCGGUGGGCCAACUUGGCAGCGCAAUUCUUCCCUCCUGCUUCCCACAACCCUGCCCAUCCAUCCCAACCUCCCGCUCGCUUUUGACCGAUAACAUCAACCGGUCCAUCGCCUUGACUGCUCGACUGCUUUUACGGGAGUCGCAGAACCAUCGUUAUUCUUGCUUUCCGUGCAUCCUACAUAGACCAUGGCGACACCGCAGUCGAUCAAGUGCGUCGUCACAGGUGACGGUGCUGUUGGCAAGACAUGCCUGCUCAUCUCCUACACCACAAACGCCUUCCCGGGCGAGUACAUCCCGACGGUGUUUGAUAACUACUCGGCGCUGGUGCAAGUCGACGGCAAGCCGGUCAGCUUAGGGCUGUGGGAUACCGCGGGACAAGAGGACUACGAUAGACUGCGGCCGCUGUCAUACCCCCAGACCGAUGUCUUCCUCAUCUGCUUCUCAGUCGUCAGCCCCCCGUCGUUUGAUAACGUCGCGGACAAGUGGCACCCCGAAAUCAGCCACCACGCGCCUGGCGUUCCAAUUGUUCUCGUCGGAACAAAGAUUGAUAUGCGAGAUGACCCGGAGACGAUACAGAAGCUAGCGGAGAAGAAGAUGUCGCCUAUCCUCUACGAACAGGGAAUCCAGUGCGCUAGGCAGAUCAAGGCUUGCAAAUAUGUGGAGUGCUCCGCCUUGACGCAGAAGAACCUCGCGGGUGUAUUCGACACUGCCAUCCGAGCCGCACUGGGAAUCUUGCCCAUUCCAAACGAUAGCAAGCAGAGCAAGAAGCCCUCCAAGUGCCUGAUCCUCUGAUCAUCAUCUCCGUUACGGACCCUCCUCUACAACACGACGACAGACGACGACCCAUAAUGCAUGCACACAUACCACAAUCUAUACCCCCAAUCACGCCCCGCCUGGAUUUUUUGUUUUUUUUUUGGAUUGGCACUUGGAAGUAUGCUUCCACACACGUGGUCGGCGACGUCUUCGGUGGUUCCCGGGCCUAGGCUGUGAGAUGACGACAGACAGAGGCGGCGCUUUGUUUCGGCGAGGGAAACGGCAACAGGGGAUCGUGGUGCCCUAAAUCACCCACAACCCCCAUCGUCUUUCGCACGUUUACCUGGCGGUCCUGGGCGGGGUUUGGGUGCUAUCUAGGUAGUUUCUGUUGUGCCCCAUGAUUCUGCUGGUACGCACCAUCCCAGCAUCGGCGCACUUCUUCUUCUACCAUGCAGGGUCGCGAUUUGUUUGCAUCGUUUCAGAACGCAGAGAGGUCUCCUUCAGCUUCUUUUUGUCUUCGUCAUUCUCCUUUUCUCCUCUGGAGGUGAACUCGAAACAGGCUAUCGGCAGGGACAAGCGAGAGUUGUCGACAGCGGGGUAGAUAAUGACUACACAGUUGAAUGCGAAAUGCGGCCCCCCUUUAUUUUCUGGAUCAUAUACUCCAUACUAUCCCCUCCCGUGACGCGAAAUGGUGAUAAAACUUUUCCUGAUCCGUAGAAAGUGGGUAUCUUGUGUGUAGCAGCACUGAGCAUGAAUAUCCCGGUACCUUCUUCACUCACUCACUCACUCCCUCCCUCCCUACUCCUGCUCGUCGGUUCAAUUCUUUGCAUACGGAACCCUCCCUCGCCGGCUCGGGUGUAUCGCUUCUUCCUCCCGCUGCUCCUGCGUCUUGCCGCCCACCGUCGCCGUGGCCGUCUUCUCAUGCUUGGCCUCCUCUUCCUUCUGCAUCCGGUGCGCCCGCUCCUCGUUGAGCUUGGCGUUCUUCUGCUUGAUCUUUUCUAGGCGCGCUGCCGUCUUGCCACCUCCGCCAGCAGUCAGCUCGACAUUGAUCCGCCUCGGCGGCGACUUGCCGUCGUCGAACAGGGUGUGGUGGAACUUUUGCAGGCACGUCUUCAUGCGGUCGUAGCCGCCAAACUCGACAAAGGCGAUGCCGCGCGACUUGGUCGGGUCGUCGCGCCGCGUGAGCAGCCGGACCGACGUGGGCUGCAGCGUCGCAAAGUGCGCGCGCACGCUCUCGGCCGUCGCGGUGUAGGGAAGGUUGCCGACGAAGCAGAUGAAGCGGGUAUGCUUGCCACUAUUAUUAUUAUUAUUGUUGUUGUUGUUGUUGUUGGUGGUGGUGGUGGUGGUGGUAGUGGUGGCGCCGUCAGCGGCGGCGGCGGCUUCUUUGUUGUUGUCGCCAUUG